This is a messenger RNA of Rotaria socialis, 1665 nucleotides long. The record is from the annotation of a GenBank genome assembly. NCBI's taxonomy places the organism in Eukaryota, Metazoa, Rotifera, Eurotatoria, Philodinida, Philodinidae.
AUGGUUGAAGCUGCUGUUGAUUCAGAUAUUAUCAAACGUACUCAAGAUACUCUUGGACAAAUAAUUAAUGCGCCAGCACUGACAGAAAAACUUCUGAGUCGACCGCCAGUGCAAUUUUUACAAGAUAUUGUUAAAGCAGUUAUGAAAAAAACAAAUUUUCUACAAGGAUUAUAUUCGGACGAGGAACUAUCAUCAGCGUAUCUUAAAGAAAGUCGUGAUAAUAAAACAUUAUUUAUGAAAAAACUUGUUACUGCUGUUUAUAUUGCUGUUAAACGACCACCUGAUGUACGUGUUUCGAAAAUUUUAGCGGGUCAAGAAGCAGACAAAACAAAUCUUUUAUUACAAGCUCUUGCAGAAGCAAUUAAUGCAAAUGUUGAUAAUGGCGAUGUUGUUCGAAAAACUUUGCAAAGUUUAGGUGGAACUAAUGAAAAUGAAGAACCAUCACGUAGUCGUGAUCGUAACGAUCAAGAACAACCAGAAAAACAUCGAUCGAAAGAAGAACGUUCAAAUAAUUCCAUUGAACGUGAAGAAUCAACAUCAAAAAAAAAGACAAGUUCAAAAGACUCAACCAAAGAUCAAAAUGAUGCAGACGGAAGUAGCCAUACAAAAAGACGACGCACUUCUCGGCCUAGUGAUGAUACUGCUAAUGAAGAUAAAAGACAGGCAGCUGCACAAAAACAAGACGAUGACGAUGACAAUGAUAAAAAAGAUGAUGAUGAUUCAAAACCCCGCCGACCAACACGGCCAUCAUCAGCUAAAGGUCCACGAAAACUACAAAAUAAUGGUAGUCAACAACGACCAACAUCUCCAAAAACUGAUCAAUCAGCACGACAACCUACAGCACAACAACGACCAACGUCUACUGACAGAGACAAUAACGACGAAAAACCUUUAGUUCGACCAGGUACUGCGAAUACUGCUGCUAAAAGGCGUACGCCAAUGAAAGUAGCAGCAUCUGAUGAACUAUCUGGGUCAACAGGAAGAGUGCCCAGUGCUGCACAACGUGGUCAAGGAACUUUAAUAAUUGAAAGUAAAGGUGCUCGUGAUAAUGAUAUGAAUAAUGAUGAUGACGAUGAGGACGCCAAUUUUUUAAUACAAGAAGAAAAGCCAGCAUUAACAAAACCUUUUAGACAAGACGAUUCGGAUAAUCGUGGUGGUGGCAUGGGUGAUCAGGAAGGUGAUGAAGGUGAUCAACAUGGUGCACUUGUUAUCGCAAUGAUACAUUCAGAAAAACGAUAUGUAGGUGGAAGUGAAACCGUUGGACACCGUUCAGACGUAAAAACAAUCGCACAAAAUGAUGCACAACGUCGACGUGAACGUGAAAAAAUUCAAAAAGAUGUUGAUAAACUUCGUGAAACUAUUCAAUCACUUACAAAAAGUGUUGUACCAUUAGGCAAAAUACUUGAAUAUCUUCAAGAAGAUUAUGAAAUGAUGGCAAAAGAAAUGCAACAUUAUACUGAUGAAUACAAAAGAACGGUUGUAGAACUACGAAAGGAGAAAUUUACAACUGAUCAAAGUCUCGAACCACUUCGAGCAGCUUUAUUGGAUUUCGACGAACAAAUAAUCGAUAUGAAAAAUCGAAUUAUAUUUAUGAAGAAAAAAAUUAACAAUAAUGAAAAAGCGAAUGCAAGUCGUCUGCUGGAUAUUAUUCGUAAAACUAAAUGA